Molecule: messenger RNA, 1610 nt
Organism: Baudoinia panamericana UAMH 10762
Lineage: Eukaryota; Fungi; Ascomycota; Dothideomycetes; Mycosphaerellales; Teratosphaeriaceae
Exons: 1
Coding region: 259-1362 (367 amino acids)
Source: RefSeq, a predicted model, not a curated record
CGUUCGGUGCUCGGGUUCAAUGCCAGCGAAGAAGAGCGACUUUGCGCACCAAUGAAAGAUGUCGAGGUCCAAUGGCGGAGAUUGCCGCACCGAUCCGGCCAGACUCUCGGGCUACUGCACCUCCUCGCCUAUAGCAAGGCUGGCAGCUUUACAGGCAAGUGUACGUACGUGUGCAAGGAGGCUGCUACGAUGGAGUAUCCCAUCUUCUUGGACAGUGUCCUAGAUUGCGAGUGGAGCCUGUAAAGCAGAAGGGUCACGAUGCAGCUCUACUUCGGCCCCAAGCUCUACUAUUUCUUCCAUGACGGCAAAGGCACCUUCAAGUACCGUGGCCCGCCCGAGUUUCUCAAGUUUUUCAAAACAACGCCAGUCAAGGAAGUCCACAAUGUUGCCUUUGGCACAGGAGUCAGCUUCUUCAUCUCCUACACCGACCCCAAUGGCAUCGGCCGUGCCCUCUUCGACCUAGACGAUGAUUACCCAAAGCUGUACUCUUGGCUGAUCAAAGAGAAUCUUGCCCACGACUAUGCAUCUGUCAGCAUAUCUCUGGGUCUGAAUGGCGCUUUCUUCGCUUGGUCGAACCAGGGUCAUCGAUGGCAUAAUAUUCCGGAUGGAGCGCUUGAGCGGUAUCAGAAGUUCACCAAACCGGAUCUAUUCCUACGAUGCCGUGUCAAGACUAUCGACAUCGGGUACGGCGACACCUUCCUUGGCAUCGGGGUCGAUAAUGUAUGGUUUUGGGACCUGAAAGAUCAGUACCCGCAUUUUGCGAGCCUAGGAGUCAAAGAAAACAUUCCAAACGCGCAAUGGGUCACGCUAAAUCCAUUCGCAGCGGACCAGCACUUCGCCGUGUUCGCAGAUGGGAGCGUCCAUUACUCGCUUCCGCCGGGCUUGGCUGUUGAUGUGGCGCAGCUUUUCCAGCAGUAUGCGGCACGCUUGGCGCAGCAAACACAGCAAAGGCCACCCGCUGGGCGCUUACAGCAGGGUAGUAUUGCUGCACCUGGUGGGUACUCAAACACGGCUUUCGGUUCCGGUGGCAGGCCUCCGGAUACAUCGCCUCCUCCUCAGUUCAACGGGCCUUCACCGAUGGACUUUUUCAAUCAAUACCCCAACAACGCACAGAGUCCGGUUGGCGGGAACAGCGGGAACAAUUUCGGCGUUCCCGGUCCUAGUGGUGGAGCCGGCGGAAACAGUCCUGAUGUCAAUCAAGCCAUGGCUACGAUGCAAAGCUCCAUGGACGCCCUCAACAGUGUUGCGAACGUGACAGGGCAAGGUAUGGGUGCCGUCAAUCAGCUCGCCUCGAACGGCUUGAUGGUGGGCCAGCUUACGGGCCAGCUGGCCACAGCGGCAACAGGAUGUUCCGUGAUGUGACAGCCUAAGCUCGCUUAUCAUAACGUCCAGAGUAUCGAUCGUAUCGUAUCGUAUCAACCAGUACGCGAACGGCUCAUUGAUUGGGUUGCCAGCAGGAGAGCGUUUCGCUUCAACGUUACGUUAGUGCAUGUAACAUUCUUCUAUGCUGCGUGCGUUGACAUAUGAGGAAAGCGGCAUUGAAUCUACCAUGGUGCAUUGGACAGUAUGCUUUCUCAAAGCAGCAUUCUGGUGGUCAAAGUAGUCCGACC